AUGAUAUCAGUAAGGUAUGAUGACCCUUCUAAAGUCAGUGUUUCGGAUGCUAUUAACGUAUCUGGAAACAUUUACUCCCACAAAUAUCCAUGCUCAACAUCAGACUGCACCCCAUAUGCGAUUUUAUUUAACCCUGGUAUGUAUAAAAUUGAAUUAUGGGGUGCCUCUGGUGGAUUUCUGGAUAAUCUUGGUGCCCAUGGCUCCUAUACAAGUGGUCUACUUCCUAUUUACAGUCCUCGUACUUUGUAUAUAUAUCUUGGCCAAAAAGGUGAAUGGGCCGGUCAGGCCACUUUUAAUGGUGGUGGAAAAGGAACAGUAAAUGUUACGAACCCAGAAAAUCAUGUUUCAGGGGGCUCCGGCGGUGGGGCGAGUGAUCUCCGCCUAACUAAUGGACCCUGGAAAAAUUUUGAAAGUUUGAAAUCUCGAAUUGAGGUGGCUGCUGGCGGCGCUGGAACUUCAUUCUAUAAUGAUAUACCAAUAGAUGGUGGUGCUGGAGGUGUUCUUGAAGGCUACAACGGUACCAUUCGCUACUGUUAUCAACCAUAUAAAAUUACAAAUUCCAGUGGAGGAACACAAACUUCAGGUGGACUUGGCUCCAACUCCUCUGGAAUUAAUGGUGGGUUUGGAUAUGGUGGCGAUUGUGGGAGUGGACAUCAUGGCAGCGGUGGUGGCGGGGGCUAUUACGGAGGUGGGAGCGGCGGUUUUGUCUCAUGCCGAGUUACAAGCGGAUCAGGCGGCUCUUCUUAUAUAUCAGGGUUUGAUGGAUGUCGAGCAAUAGCAAAAGAUUCAAAACCAAAUUCGAUACAUCAUACGUGGAGCUCAUUACACUACUCAGGACUCCGAUUUUAUUCUCCUUCAAUCAAAGAUGGCAUGUCAGAAAUUCCUUGCACAAACUCAACCAUUGAUGAGUCAUGUACUCAGAUCGGAAAUUACGGUCAUGGUUUUGCUCGUAUCACUAUCUAUGAACAGCACGACCCAGUGACAAUUAAGAGAUGUCAUCCUCUUAUAAAUAAUUUUUAUAUUUCGGUUUUCAUCUUGAUUUAUUCUGAAUAA
Trichomonas vaginalis G3 is the source of this 1053-nucleotide messenger RNA. RefSeq names its product glycine-rich protein family. The record is from RefSeq and is a predicted model, not a curated record. The coding region runs from base 1 to 1053 and encodes 350 amino acids. The transcript has a single exon. Lineage: Eukaryota; Parabasalia; Trichomonadida; Trichomonadidae.